This is a messenger RNA of Perkinsus marinus ATCC 50983, 840 nucleotides long. RefSeq lists its product as hypothetical. NCBI's taxonomy places the organism in Eukaryota, Perkinsozoa, Perkinsida, Perkinsidae. The record is from RefSeq and is a predicted model, not a curated record. The coding region runs from base 1 to 840 and encodes 279 amino acids. The transcript has a single exon.
AUGCGUGUUGUUAUCGCUGCUAGCAUCGUCGGGGGUGUCGUUGGGUUUUCUAAUACAGUCUCCGAAGACACUAUGCCGACGGGCAACUACUGCGAGGAGAUGUGCACUCAGACCGCUGAUUGUGAUGAGUCAUACUGCAAAGAUAACGGUCUAUGCUUCGGUCUCUACCACAGGGGGGAUUCCAAGUGUUAUCAGCCCGGUGGUGAAGCUACUGAUUGUGACGACUCCGCAUUGGAGCCGGUCCAGUGUGCUGAAUAUCCUGUAACUACCUGUGAUGAUGUUUGUAGUAGCAUCGAAGGUUGCAAGGAAUCGAAGUGGGGUACUUAUUGCAAGACUUGGCAAGAUCCUCCAGUCUGUUUUGGUAUCAUUGUCAAGGAGGAUGGUAGCCUCUGCUUCAACCCUAUUGAUGAGGAGUGUGUUGGAGAGCCUUAUCCGUGUGAGAUUGCUCCCAUUGAGACCACUGUUAUCCCUGAGACUACGGUUGGAUCUACUGAUGCCCCUGAGACUACGGUUGGAUCUACUGAUGUUCCUGAGACCACCUCUGAGCCCGCGGAUUAUCCAACCAACGAGGAUCUAGCUGGGGACUGGUGUGGUGAGACUCCUCUCGGCUCUAUUAAAGUCACUCCGGAGGUCUCGGGUGCGGUUACUCUCUUUGUUGCUGGGCAGACGUUCACUGCCGAGUACUAUUUGGAUGGCUAUGAAAUCGUGUUCACCAACCCGGAUGAGGCUUUAGCGGCGUUGCUUGAGGAGUUAGACUCUGGUUUGUACGCUCUCUAUACUGACGAAGGUGUUUACGUUGAGCUAGUCAACGUCUUCACCACCACUAUAACGAGAUGUUAG